Molecule: messenger RNA, 958 nt
Organism: Ostrea edulis (European flat oyster)
Lineage: Eukaryota; Metazoa; Mollusca; Bivalvia; Ostreida; Ostreidae
Exons: 2
Coding region: 426-920 (164 amino acids)
Source: RefSeq, a predicted model, not a curated record
CCUCGGUAAAGAGAUAUUAUUUAUUUCUGAAAACUGCUAGUACAGUUUUCAUUGUUGCAUGAUUGCAGUCUGAAGAUAUAACGACUGUAUCCUCGCCACAGAGCAUUAACAAGUCAAAAUAUAGUACCACAUAAAAUCUUAUACAGUAAACCAACUUAUGUUCACAUGCAAGAAGUUCGCAAGAACCUCGUUUCCAAGAAUAUUUCUUGCCGUGAAUCAGUCCUUUUAUGUUCAUGUUAAGUUGUUGCUCCAUACAAGAGAAUUCCCAGCCUGUUACGACGCCCCCAUACACAGAAAUUACUUGAUCCGCCACUGAAUAGUGUUGGUGUUCUGCAGGUCCCUGCGUGUUUGGGCACAGCGGAUGGUGUGUUUACAUUGGUGAUAUUGAUGGAAAUACCGGAAGUGGGCGAGAAAACAAGAUUUUCAUGGUGCGGGAACCACCCAGUAUCCGUACCAGAUCUCUUCAAGUUUUAGAAACGCUAAGAUUUACCUGGGAUGAACACAACGCCGAGACACUGAUGGUAGAUCCACAAGGAGAGCUAUACAUUAUUUCUAAAGUCGACGGAGGGAGAGGGAAAUUAUAUCACAUCCCUAAAGACGCGUGGGCGGAGUCGUCCCAUCGGUACCACCUGACAGGAGGACGGGAGAUGCCAACUCCUGAUCACGGACGAGGACCGGUAGCCGGCGACAUCUCGCCGGACGGACGGGAAGUACUAGUCAAGACCUAUCACAAAAUAUUUUACUGGAAUGUAGGGGACAGCCUCGACCAUUUGAGGACCUUAAUGAGCACCCCUAAACAGGUCCCGUACAUCAGCGAACACCAGGGCGAGUCUGUCUGUUUGGAGUCUAACGGAAGUGGUUACUACACCAUUAGUGAAGGCACAUCAGAAGCACUCCAUUACUACAAGCGAUUGUCAUGAGAAUAAUUAGGUUAUCAAAUAAUAUAUAAUUCAUUUCC